Linderina pennispora is the source of this 418-nucleotide messenger RNA. RefSeq lists its product as uncharacterized. NCBI's taxonomy places the organism in Eukaryota, Fungi, Kickxellomycota, Kickxellomycetes, Kickxellales, Kickxellaceae. The annotation marks the transcript as partial. The record is from RefSeq and is a predicted model, not a curated record. The transcript has a single exon.
CUAUAUUAGAUAUUUGUCUGUUGAGCCGAUUGAGCCACAGGCAAGUGACAUCUGUGCUGCUAUGAUGAGGCUUAGCACACCAAACACGCUACCCAGGACCAAAGCCUGCCGUUUACUCUUGGUUGAGUGCAGCUCCACCUGAAAGUGGCUGUUGUAUAUGGUCAAAACAAAAAUUCAAUAACAGUCUGCUUAUGCAGAAACAGCACUACUUCAACCUGUUUCAUAACUUAAAAGGCGGACCAAUGCAUGGGAAUUUCGGAAACUGAACUGAUAAAGCCAUAUAGAGCAAGUGAACUGGAGCUUAUGCGGCAGUAUACAUCGACCCUCGGCUCGGUUAGAGUAUUUAGAGCAGAUAUCUUCGCUUCUGUGGAGUACAAAAGCAACAAUCAGCAGUCUCAUUCGUCCUUCUACCCAAACC